AUGGACGAGCAGGACCCCAACAAAGACUACGAUCUUGCAAAUGCAAUCACUUCCACUUCUGGACUUCGCCAGGGCCUCACAUCUUAUGGAGAUGCUCAUUUCUCCCUUUUCCUCCGCAAAGUGUUUAUAAAGGCCCUUGGAUAUUCAGAAGAUGCUCUUUCCCGCCCAAUUGUGGGAAUUAUCAACACCAACUCGGGAUUCAAUCCCUGCCAUGCAAAUGUGCCCCAGCUCAUUGAAGCUGCCAAGCGUGGAGUGCAGCUAAAUGGAGGACUCGCCAUAGAAUUUCCUACUAUUAGCGUUGCCGAGUCAUUCUCGCAUCCAACCAGCAUGUUCUUGCGGAAUCUUAUGAGCAUGGACACGGAGGAGAUGAUCCGAGCCCAGCCGUUGGAUGCGUGUAUAAUGAUUGGAGGGUGUGAUAAAACCGUUCCUGCCCAGUUGAUGGGUGGUAUCUCCGCAAACAAGCCAAUCCUACCACUGAUCACGGGUCCAAUGCUGCCCGGGAGCCACCGUGGACAGCGCAUUGGAGCCUGCACCGACUGCCGGAACAAUUGGGCGGCAUUUCGCGCGGGUGAAAUUGAUGUUGAAGAAAUUGCGGCGAUCAACGAAGAGCUUGCUCCAACAAUAGGAACAUGUGGAGUCAUGGGAACUGCUAGUACAAUGGCUUGUAUCACUGCUGCCCUAGGAAUGAUGCCGCUACGGGGCGCCUCAGCACCAGCAGUAUCGUCCGCGAGAUUGCGAAUCGCUGAAGAGACCGGCGCAAAUGCGGUUGCAAUUGCCAAAUCUCAGAGGAGGCCACAAGAUGUAUUGACCAAGGAGUCAUUCUGGAAUGCGAUCACCGUGCUUCAGGCUAUCGGAGGCUCGACGAAUGCCAUUGUGCAUAUAUUAGCUAUUGCGAAUAGGCAUCCAGAGCUACAGGGAGUCAUCACGUUGGACACCAUCGAGGAGAUUGGGCGCAAAACGCCCUUGCUGAUCGAUCUCAAACCAAGCGGUGAUAAUUAUAUGGAUGAUUUCCAUAAUGCAGGAGGCAUGAUGGCGCUAUUGCAAGUGCUCCGACCCCUGCUCCAUCUGUCCGCUAUGACCAUCACUGGACAGACGCUGGGCGAGGUCCUCGAUGCAUCUCAGUCCAAGCAACUCUCCUUUGCGCAAGACAUCAUCCGGCCAAUGUCGAAUCCCCUGUUUCCCGCAUCGUCGCUGGCUGUUCUGCGCGGCAACCUCGCACCAAAUGGAGCGGUCCUCAAGGCCUCGGCAUCCAAAUACCGAACCUUGCUCUCCCACACAGGACCGGCCGUAGUGUUUGAAAAUUCGGCCGACCUUGCUCAGCGAAUCGAUGACCCAUCGCUCGAUGUGAUAAAGGACAGCGUUCUGGUCUUGAAAAAUAUCGGACCGGUCGGUAAUCCAGGUAUGCCAGAGGCUGGUCUAAUACCGAUUCCGAAGAAGCUAGCAGAGGCCGGAGUCAAGGAUAUGCUACGGCUGUCCGAUGGUCGAAUGUCUGGAACCGCAGGCGGAACCAUCAUUCUCCAUAUCUCGCCUGAAGCCGCGUUGCCAGAGUCACCAUUCGGCGUGGUGGAGACCGGUGAUUUGAUUACUUGCGAUAUCGAGACUCGGAAGUUGCAUUUGCACGUCUCCGAUGAAGUACUGCAGGUCCGGAUCGAGCAACGCAAGCAGACCCUUGCAGAAGUAACACAGGCCAGAAAACAAAGGAGAGGAUACCGCGGGUUGUAUGAACGAUCGGUGAAUCAGGCACAAGACGGAGCGGAUUUCGAUUUCUUGACAGCUGGAGAUCCCUGUCAUUUGCGAUCCACCAAAUUAAGGUCGAACGAUGCUUCAGGCUUUCAAUUGCCAUUGAUUGAUUCUUGA
Molecule: messenger RNA, 1857 nt
Organism: Penicillium bovifimosum
Lineage: Eukaryota; Fungi; Ascomycota; Eurotiomycetes; Eurotiales; Aspergillaceae
Gene: ilv3C
Product: putative dihydroxy-acid dehydratase
Exons: 4
Coding region: 1-1857 (618 amino acids)
Molecular function (GO): hydro-lyase activity
Source: RefSeq, a predicted model, not a curated record